AUGGCCCAUACGUGUAGGGGAAGUGGGGAACUCAUAUGUGAGGAACUGCCUGCGGGAAUGUGCGCGUUAUCAGUCGCGUCCUCUGGGAAGCGAUGUUCACUGGAGGCCGGUGAUGAACCAGGAUUGCUCCAAUGCAAGACCUCCGAAAUUUCGGUGCAUGGCAUCCGGGAACAUAUUGAGACGGAUGAAUUUGUAGCCGCAUGUGGGGCUGAUAGGAAUGUUACGGGAAUCUCAUCAGACUCCCUUCUUGAUCCAAUAUUCACUGCCAAGCUUUGCUCUAAACACUGUGUCAACAACUGCCCCAACAUUGUUGACCUCCACUCGAAUUUGGCUUCGGCCGAAGGAGUGCUUUUGUCGAAGCUGUGCAAGUCAUUGGAAACCAGUCCACGCAGGGCAGUGUCUCAGCUUCAAAGUUCUGGUAUAGCGCCUUCCACUCCUGCUGCUGUUGGUGAAGGCCCGAUUUCUGCAGCUCCUGCCGCUCCAGCUCCAUCUCCGACGGGAAGUGCUGAUGCUAUUACUCCUGCUGUUUCUCCGGCACCUCUGUAG
Molecule: messenger RNA, 546 nt
Organism: Coffea eugenioides
Lineage: Eukaryota; Viridiplantae; Streptophyta; Magnoliopsida; Gentianales; Rubiaceae
Exons: 2
Coding region: 1-546 (181 amino acids)
Source: RefSeq, a predicted model, not a curated record